GAGAUCAUCCACAGCAUUCAGUCCGGGGUCUCGUAGAGAAAGACAGAUUUCAUUCUCCUCGCUCAAAGUUAAACCGCCGUUCAAUCGCCCUGCCGUUCUAGCGAAUUCCAUGCAGUCGUCAGAACAAUCAAAACAAUUACUGAACAACAUUCUUCAUCAUUCAACAGUGGAGUUCGAGGCAGGAUUCAAGCGUCCAUGGACCGCCAUGGAGCUUUAUGCAAGUACGAUGGCGAAUGAGCCCGGUUUCAUUGAAUACGCGGAAUUCCCUGAUGGCAAUGAUCCAGUCUGGUUUCUGGGGAAAAAAUUUGAGCUCAAAGAAGAAGCGGAUUUCGAGUACGUCCGGAAGUCAUUUUCAUCUAUGCUCUGGUUCACAUAUCGAAAAAACUUCGCCGCCAUAGGCGGUGACGGCCCCACGUCAGACACUGGAUGGGGGUGCAUGUUGCGAGCUGGUCAAAUGAUGCUCGGGCAAGCUCUCAUUCGGAAGCACCUUGGACGCUCUUGGAUGUGGACUUCUGAUGACAGGCUCCCCGACCGCGAAAACUAUCUGAGAAUAUUGCGCAUGUUCCAAGACAAGAAGUCGGCCACUUUCUCGAUACAUCAGAUUUCGCUCAUGGGCCUCAGUGAAGGCAAGGCUGUCGGCGAAUGGUUCGGACCUAAUACAGUCGCGCAAGCUCUGAAGAAGCUCGUGCAGUACGAUCAUUGGAGCGAAAUGAAACUACACGUCGCCAUGGACAACAUAAUUAUACUGAGCGACAUCAAGAGCUUGUGCUGCGCGAAAGAAAGCAAUAAAUGGAGACCCCUUCUGUUGGUCGUUCCGCUCCGAUUAGGACUCUCGGAAAUCAACGACAUAUAUACCAACGCCGUUCUGAACUCCUUCAAAAUGAAGCACAGCCUCGGUAUCAUCGGCGGGCGACCUAGCCACGCUCUUUACUUCAUAGGCAUUCAGCGGGAGGAACUGGUGUUCCUCGAUCCCCACACAACGCACAAUUACGUUGACCUAGAUGAGGAGCCCUACAACGACAGCACCUACCACUGUCAACGAGCUCAACGCAUGAAAAUCUCUAAUAUGGAUCCGUCGAUAGCCAUGUGUUUCUACAUUGGUGACGAGGAUGAGCUGGACCAGUGGCGCGUCCAGGCCAAGGAACUGCUUGUGGACAACUCAGGUCACAUGUUAUUCGAAAUCACCGAUGUUCCCUUGAGCUGGUCAUGUGAUAUCAGCAGCGAAAUGAACACGGAGGAUGCCGGGCCCUCCAAGAGCUACACUUCGGAUGAAGAAUUCGAACUUCUCUAA
Messenger RNA from Galendromus occidentalis (western predatory mite), 1291 nucleotides. RefSeq names its product Autophagy-related 4a (gene Atg4a). Gene Ontology annotation, cellular component: cytoplasm. Gene Ontology annotation, biological process: protein delipidation; protein processing; C-terminal protein lipidation. The transcript has 6 exons. The coding region runs from base 110 to 1291 and encodes 393 amino acids. Gene Ontology annotation, molecular function: protein-phosphatidylethanolamide deconjugating activity; cysteine-type endopeptidase activity. The record is from RefSeq and is a predicted model, not a curated record. NCBI's taxonomy places the organism in Eukaryota, Metazoa, Arthropoda, Arachnida, Mesostigmata, Phytoseiidae.